AUUCGGUCAUAGCCUCGAAACGUUCUUCGUUCCACUGACUUCUCCACCGCGCUCCCAAUGACUAACAUGAUGACGCUAUUGUUACUGUUCAGUUCUCUUUUCCUUUUUCUGUCAUACAAAUUCGCCACCGCUUAUGGGGACUUCACUUUGAUGUCCAAGAAGCAAGCAAAACGCGAAGAAAUCGAAGAUAAGGUUGUUUGGAUUACUGGUGCUAGCCGUGGAAUUGGGGAGAUUCUAGCUAAACAACUUGCAAGACUGGGGGCCAAGCUAAUAAUCUCUGCAAGGAAUGAAGCUGAACUGGAGCGAGUAAAGCAACAGCUGAAAGGUAAGCAUGCGCCUGACGAGGUCAAGAUUUUACCACUGGAUUUAACAACCGGUGAGGAUUCUCUUAAGAAGGCUGUUGAGAAAGCAGAAUCACUGUUUCCCCUUUCUGGUGUUGACUAUAUGAUUCAUAAUGCAGCUUUUGAGCGUCCUAAAAUAUCAGCUUUAGAUGUAACUGAGGAAAGUCUCAAGGCAACGUUUGAUGUCAAUGUUUUUGGAACAAUUACUCUCACACGGCUCUUGGCACCAUUCAUGUUGAGGCGGGGGCAAGGUCAUUUUGUGGUGGUAAGCAGUGCUGCAGGGAAGACGCCUGCCCCAGGUCAGGCUGUUUAUUCUGCUUCCAAAUAUGCUCUGAAUGGGUACUUUCAUUCCUUGCGUUCUGAGCUCUGUCAAAAGGGAAUCAAAGUAACUGUUAUCUGUCCUGGACCAAUAGAAACGUCCAACGAGUCUGUAGCAAAACCUCAGGCGAAGGGAUCAUCUGAGAAGCGUGUGCCAUCAGAAAAGUGUGCGAAACUCAUUAUCAUUGCUGCAACCCAUGGCUUAAAGGAAGCUUGGAUAUCAUAUCAGCCUGUGCUUGCCGUAAUGUAUCUUGUUCAGUACAUGCCAACGAUUGGCUAUUGGCUCAUGGACAAGGUUGGCAAGAAUCGAGUAGAAGCUGCUGCACAGAAGGGAAACACAUAUUCAUUGAGCCUGCUCCUUGGAAAGAAGGCCGCAUAAUGCUUAUCGGGGUAUAUUCGGUGCAUGCCCUUGAUACAUUUGGUUACUAUCAAAUGGCCCCUCGAAUUUCAAGUUGCGUACAGAUGUUACUUUUACAAUUCCUACAGCGGUGUUGAUGUUGGCCGCGUUGUUUAAAGCCCAGUCACGUCAAGAAAUCCUACUUUAAAGUAGUUUAUCACUUUAUCCACGCAUAAUAGCCUGCUGCUUCUUGUUUUGUUUUUUUUUGGGUGACCCCACGCAGUCAAACCUUUCAUAAAUUGCGCUCCUAAAUGAGGUCUUUGCUUUACAGCGAUUCCAUGGUUUUUUGAACUUCCUUAUCCCCAUUUGGUUGGACGGAAGAGUUUUUGAUGGAAGUAAAGUGAGUUUUAAAG
Molecule: messenger RNA, 1409 nt
Organism: Neltuma alba
Lineage: Eukaryota; Viridiplantae; Streptophyta; Magnoliopsida; Fabales; Fabaceae
Product: dehydrogenase/reductase SDR family member 7
Exons: 12
Coding region: 58-1038 (326 amino acids)
Cellular component (GO): membrane
Molecular function (GO): oxidoreductase activity
Source: RefSeq, a predicted model, not a curated record